CCAUGGAGAUUAUCAGAGGUAGUUUAGAGGAUAUUUCCAGACCUGCAUCGAGUGAGCAAACUGGUAGCCGUGUGUCGAGCGUGUCAUUGCCUCAUAGUGACAGACUUUGUCCUACAACUCCAUUUUCCCUUGUGGUUUUGACCAACGAUGCUGCUGAUUUUCAGGGCCAAAGCAGCUCUGAAGAAACUAUAAUCAACUCCUCAACCUUUUGUCCUGACAAAGGUCAGUGUGAUGUUGAAAUAACUGACGAAGAGAAGGAAGAUGCUAAACUACAGAGGGCCAUUGAGGAAAUGAGAAGACUUGAUGAAAUACUGUCUGCAAAGAUCUGCAGAGAAAAAGAAGUCAGGCGUCAAAGGAAAGAACUUAAAGCAAAACUCUGGCAAGAGCUACUGCAGAAUAAGCCCGAAGGUCGCUCUGAAUGUCCUCAUGAAGCUGUGAACACAAGAUUGUUUUUGGCUCUGGAAGCACCCACUGGGCUUGAAGAGGAGGACGACUUUGUGCCAGUGUUUAAAACUCAGGUUUCUGACUGUGAGCAGGACAGAGACAGGCAACAUGGGGGGCUAAGUGAAAAGAGGCCAGACAGCACGAUAGAAUCAUUUGAAGCAGGCCGUGAGGAGACAGGGGAAGAGCAAUUUGAAGGCAGCCGCUAUGGAGCUUCCGAAGGCAAGAAAAAACAGAGGGACUUUGUCAAGAGAAACAUUGAGCUGGUAAGUGGUGAGGGUGGCCAAGUGCUUUUGACCCAGGCGGAGAAAGAGCGUCUGGCCGAGCUCCUCCAAGAAAUAGACGAAGAGGAAGAGGACAGUGCCAGAGGCGCAGACAGUGAGGAGGACAUGUGGGCUGUGUCAGUCCUGACAGGCCAGGGUUACACCCCGCAACCCUCUGACCUGGAGCAGUUGAUUGACAUUGACUCCAAAAUUCGCCUUCUCCUUCCUGUUGAAGAAUCUCUCUCUGUGCAAAGCUCCUACACAAAUGUAAGCUUGUCUCAGGGCCGUGGCUCCGAGGUUAUUGGCUGGAAGUGUGAUGGGGACCCGCAGCCAGGAGAGAAGGUCCUGCAGGAUAUAAAGGAGAGGAGAGGGCAGGAGAGGCGGCUCCAAGAGAUCCAACAGCAGCUGGAGAUGCUGGGCCAGGGCCAAGAGAUGACUAAUGAGUCACCAGAUCUCACUGAGGAGCAGUUACUUAUCCUGCUGGAUGAAUGUGAGCAGACAGAGAUGGAGCCAGGACCUUGAGAUGAAUGACACAACUCCAUGUGACUGUAAAGAACAGACAGAUGAACCCGAACUAUCCGAGGCCCUGCUAUCAGAAUGUCUAUAAAAAGAUGCAUCACUGCUUGGAUGUCACAAGCAGACUACUAGGGGGGUUUUAAGAGACAAAAUCCUGAGUAAUGCAGUAUUCAGGAUGCACUCUGUAAGGGUUGCAGAUUUAUGGUUACAAUUGGUUACAAUCUGCAACCUCACUGCUAGAAGCCACUAAAUCGUACACACCAGUCCUUUAACACAAUGUGUCAAUAUUGGGAAAAAAAUUUCUUUGUAGUUCUAACACUUGAUUAAUGGUGAAACUGGGGGUGAAAACUGUUAUUUGUAUUCUAAUUGCCCUCCAUGUUUUUAAUAUGCAGCUGGAUUGCAUCCCAUUGUUUUUAUUUGUGUUUAUGGCCCUGCAUGAGGAAACAGAGCAGCAGGGCCACCUUUUGUAUUAACAUAAGUAUCAUAGAUGAGAACAGAAAAUUGCUGUCAUUAAAUGUAAUAACUGGGUACAGUGGCCACAGAAUGUUCUACUGCACACAAACACACUCAGCCGAUAGCAAUGUGUCUUUGGGGUGAAGUCUGCACGCUGUUAUGUAUCAACAGUAAGCCUCCUAUGAAAUACAGAAUGUCUGUGUUAGUGAUGUGUGGUCAGAUGCCUAGUGUGGCUGUUGAGGACAGGGGGAUGAUGUGUACUCCACAGGAGUGAUAGUCAGAUCCAGUUCAGCUCCAACCCUUAAAAUGCAAAGCAUUCCUUUCAUUCCUGCCCCUUAGUAAGAUCUUCUGAAAUUGGAUCCUGUGAGUUCUUUCUAGCUUAAUUUUCAUUAUUUUAAAAAAUAAACACAAGUCUACUGACAAAAGAUG
Molecule: messenger RNA, 2102 nt
Organism: Thunnus maccoyii (southern bluefin tuna)
Lineage: Eukaryota; Metazoa; Chordata; Actinopteri; Scombriformes; Scombridae
Gene: fsip1
Product: fibrous sheath interacting protein 1
Exons: 10
Coding region: 3-1226 (407 amino acids)
Source: RefSeq, a predicted model, not a curated record